This is a messenger RNA of Rana temporaria (common frog), 1328 nucleotides long. RefSeq names its product sperm-tail PG-rich repeat containing 4 (gene STPG4). Gene Ontology annotation, cellular component: male pronucleus; female pronucleus; germinal vesicle. The transcript has 7 exons. Gene Ontology annotation, biological process: epigenetic programing of male pronucleus. The record is from RefSeq and is a predicted model, not a curated record. NCBI's taxonomy places the organism in Eukaryota, Metazoa, Chordata, Amphibia, Anura, Ranidae. Gene Ontology annotation, molecular function: chromatin binding; histone binding. The coding region runs from base 50 to 766 and encodes 238 amino acids.
AGCUGGGCUGUUUUAGAAUGACUUGUUUUAGUUACCGGCAGAAACAGAAAUGGCUGCAGUGGAAUUAAGAAGAAACAUUCGACCCGUAUGGAAUAAAAAGGAUCAGGAUCUGGACAGACAGAAGAAAAAUCAGUUUACUGAACGAGAUGCCUGGUGGUUACACUCACUUAGGGAAACCCCCCAUCCCGGCGCUUAUGACCUUCGUGACUUCCUACAAGAUGCAAAGCUUAACCCUGUGCAGGCGUCUUACAGCUUCAAAGGAGAAGGACGUAAAAAGCCUCUGAACCUGCCCGGGGCUGGAGAAGUUCUGUUGCCAGGCUGCUACAAGUUUCCUGAAUUCGGUGAUCUGGUGGAGAAGAUCCCACUUACCUAUGCAUUUCGGAACACCCCUAGAAAUGCUGUACAACUAGGGGUUAGAGAUAAGGACCUGAACACAGAUCCCGGUCAGUGUGAUCUCAGCGCACGCCCUGUGGAUAUUUACCCUUGCAAGCACUUCAUGUUUCGUUCCGUGGUUCAGAGAUUCCCAACCAUCUACUUUAUUCCAAAACAAGGACCUGGACCAGGAGACUAUAAUCUGAAAAGCGUCCCUUCUCAGAGUAUUUCAUCAAGUUUCAAAUCAAGCGUUCCCAGGUUCCGUUCAUCUAUUAAUAAAAAUCCUGGACCCGGAACAUAUGAUCCAACCAGACAUCUACCGAAACAACCACCCACGCUUGCCAAAAUGGGUCGCAUGCACGGCCUCUUCUUCCGUAAUUCAUUUGACUUUUGAAUUGUGAAUCACGGGAGAUAAUUAGGGUUCUGCUUCUGUCUGUAAAGUUCUCGUUCUGAAAGACGACAGCACUAGGAAUAUACCAGUCAGCGUCAUGAGUACAGCUAUUAUCUAACGACUAAUUCAUGCUUAUUCAGUAAGGCAUAGAGCAAUGGCAGUCACCCAGAGAGAUAGUCAACCUAUUGCAACUAGAGAUGAGCGGUUCCAUUUGUGUGACUGACAACAAAUUCAGACACUGCUCUGAUCUGGGGUUUUCUGGAAAGCAGUAAUCCACUUUUGUGGUGAACCUUUCAAGUGAUCUAAGGACCCAUUACCAGUUUACUUCUGGCACCAGAAAGGUGUUCACUAGGACUUCCCAUAGGUGUGUGAUGGAAAAAUAUGGCUCUACCCUAUGCAUAAUCCAUAUUUUUCCUGUGCUAAUAAGCACCCAUUCAACACAUUUCAGUCUAAUGGAAUGAUGCAUCUUACCACUUUAUUUCCUGCAUAUCCCCAAGUAAACAGACAUUACCACAGCUUACGUCCGCAUCUCAGUACCAUCCUCUUCUGUCUCUACCGAGCACAA